This is a messenger RNA of Penicillium soppii, 762 nucleotides long. RefSeq lists its product as uncharacterized. The record is from RefSeq and is a predicted model, not a curated record. Lineage: Eukaryota; Fungi; Ascomycota; Eurotiomycetes; Eurotiales; Aspergillaceae. Bases 1 to 762 code for a protein of 253 amino acids. The transcript has a single exon.
AUGUUCAAUAGUAUUUCCAGACCGGAUGCUAUGACUUGGUAUGCAAGGACACGGUUCUACCAUAUCGUCGAUUUGACAGUCUCACUCUUGAACCCGACAGAACAGGCGGCGCAGAAGGUCCAUCCGCUUUAUCGCCUUACACAUGUUCAAUCGACAAAUACUUAUCCUUCAAUCGUUGAUUGGAUCCCCUUCCCUUCUAUUCGAGAUAAGAUGAUUCUUCUGCAUUCCGGAAAUCCCAACGUCGACGAUAUCUUCUGUGAUGCGGUGAGUGGAUACGUUGUUCAAACAUAUAUGUCAGAACUCGUUGAAGGUGCCUCUGUUCUUCCUGUGCAUGUCCGUGUACUCGAUCUCAUUAAAGCUAUGGAUGAGAAAUCGAAACCAAGUGAUGUCGCAAAGCUUCCUGCAUCGAACGCUCGGGCAAUCUUCGAGUCGCCGGGAACUGCCCGCUUGGUCUUUCAGAAGUUGCGCAUGGACCAUGGAGUUUCGCAGUAUAUGAUGGACCCGGCAUUUUUCCAGAAGUAUCCUGAGCUGUAUGAUCCCGAUGCGGAUAUUAUGGCACAUGGGGUGGCUCUUCGACCUCAGAGACAGGCGGUUUUGUCAAGGCCGAAGUCUUUGGACUCGGUUACAUUAAAGGCGUAUCGAGAUUUCACCGAUUUUUCAUCGGAUCUAAUUUGGAAGUCUUAUCAGGACGCAUUGCUGAGUGGUUGGGUGCCAGAUAUAUCGGGAUUAGGAGCCCUGGAUGACUGUCAAGUUGUGUUGUAA